Messenger RNA from Procambarus clarkii (red swamp crayfish), 4895 nucleotides. The record is from RefSeq and is a predicted model, not a curated record. Lineage: Eukaryota; Metazoa; Arthropoda; Malacostraca; Decapoda; Cambaridae.
AAUGCUCGGAGACCCUUUUGUAAACAACGCCACCACCCCACCAUCAUCAUCAUCCUGGAGGUGGUCAGGAUGCUGCCCUCCUCCUGCUAUCCUGGAGGUGGGCAGGGUGUUGCUCUCCUGCACUGGCACAAUGUCUAGCCUACAUGAAAUAAAGAGUCUGGAUGAAAUUGUAGAUCUAUCAAGCCAGCUUCAACCUGAAGACCAGAAAACUGCAGCUGGAUUUUGGUAUGCAGCACUCAAGCAAAUUCAGACUCUGUGGAGUAAGUCUUCACCAUCACAAAUUGAUAAGCACUGUGCAGCACGGCAGCUUCUUCCCGGAGAAGAAUCAUCAACUGAAAGUAAAUUUUGCUUAAUUAAUGACUGGAAGAGAAAUAUCCAGCAACCACGAACACCCGUUAUUGCAAAGAGAGUAAAAGACGAGAGGAAAAAUGGUGAGACAAGGAUAAACUAUGAAGAACAGAAUAUGAAGACUGUGAUAAAGCAAGAAUUGACAACAGAUGGUCAGGAAGUAGAAAGGGAGGACAAAAUUAAAAUCAAUGAUCCUAAUGAGGUACAGUCGGUUCAUCUGAUGAUAUCUGCUGAUCCAAUUCUGGUGCCAAACAUGAGUAAAUUUAGGAAAGUUUAUAAAAAUGAAGUAACGGGCAAGACAGAAACAGCUUACCAGUGUGAAAAGUGUCCUAAGCAGUGUCGAACAGCUUUAGCUUUGUACAAACAUAGAUCAUCUCACAGCAAAAGUUUAGAAUGUCCAAUUUGCCACCAAAGACUAUCGAAUCGACAUGCCCUUAAUGUUCACAAAAGAACUCAUACUGGGGAAAGACCAUUCGAGUGUUCAAAAUGUUCCUCUAGAUUUACAACACGUGGUAAUCUUGCACGCCACAUAGCAAGCCAUGAUGGAGAAAAACCUUGGCAGUGUGCAAUAUGUGGUAAAAGAUAUACUGAAAAGAAAUCCCUCAAGGUUCAUAUGCGUACUCAUACUGGAGAGAAGCCCUAUGCGUGCACACAAUGCCCCAAAAGAUUUUCGCAGUCAGGAAUCCUUCAGGCACAUAUGUUGAUCCACACAGACCAAUUUGCUCAUUUAUGUGAUGUUUGUGGAAGAUCCUUCAGACAGCGCUCACAGUUAAUUACACAUCAUCUGCGCCAUGAAGGAGUUCGCCCAUUUCCUUGUCCGGAUUGUGAGAGGAGAUUUACUACAAAAGGAGAUAUGGAAAGGCAUCUUAGAAUACACACUGGAGAGCGACCCUUCCACUGUGAUGUGUGUGGAUCAUCUUUUGCUAGACCCCAGACUCUUCAGGAACACAAAAAUCGUCAUUUUAACUUUAAACCAUAUGUAUGUAAAAUAUGUGACAAAAGCUUCCAUGAACUUGCUGCUUGUUCACGUCAUGUAAAGGGUCUUCAUGGAAGAGAGAAGGGAAGUACUCCAGCAUCGGCAAACAUACUUCGCCUUGCUAACACAGACAAAAAACAUGAAGAAGAAAUAGGAAAGCAGAGCAUCCUUAUCACUCAACUGAAUGUUGGAAAUGGAGCAGGGAAUGGGACAAUGGAGGACAGAGAUAAUAGUGGAGAGGAAGAGGUUAGAGAAGAAAGUGAAGGAAUUGAGGAGGUGGAGGAAGAAGAGGAAAUAAAGCAUCAUAUAUUUGUUAUGCACACUACUGACAAUGAAGAGACAGAACUAAUCACUAUUGCUGAGUCAUCAAACUCACAUGGUGAAAAUAGUCAAAGUCAAGAUUCACCAGUGUCUUGUGAAAAGUGUGGCACUUUGAUGUCCUCUGUUGCAGUGUUGAGAAAUCAUGCUAGGAAUUGCAAAAGUCAACAAGGAGUGUCCGUAGCAGAAUGGUUAGUGCAUCGACACAGAGAAAGUCCGAGCACUGACAUGGAAGUUACUGUUGGGGACAACAGCAGAAGUGAUGAGGAUCUUGGUCAUGCAGAGGAAACUAGUGGAGGACUAGAAUGUGUUGAGGAAGUAGAUGGAACAGGACUGAGCCACGCUGUGACCAUUAUUGAUGAUGGUAGCAUUACCUCUGUACCACUUUCACAACUGGCACCACUACAUAUACAACUAGAAAAUGACUACAUGGUUGUUCUGAGUAAUGGGACGUGAACAAAAGAGGGAUCGUUUGCAACCUUUCAGACACGAGAGUUAUAGACAGAAGAAAACAAGAUAAACCUUACAUGAAGCUGCUGAGCAUUUGUUUCGUAUCGUCAUUGACUCUCGAGUUGGCAAAGCUGAUGCAGGAGCAGUAUAGCGCAACCCAAGCACACCACUUCAACUGCAAAUGACAGCCCUGAGGUUACCUGAGGUUUCAAUCAACUUGCCUAAAAGGUCAACACUUCAAAAACGAAGGGUGAACAGGAGCACUGUCCAGAGCGAACGAUGCACUAGAACCCCUACCCCAGCCAGGAACCAGGAGAUAUGGAUCUACACAUGGCCCAAAGCUGGAUCCGAAGAACUCAACUGAAGCAGACUGAGGCUAAAAUACUGCACUGCCAGCUAUCAAAGAUUGAUCUACCUUCCCUUCCCGCCCAACCACUUGGGCUAGACAGUAGAGCGAAGGCCCAUUUUUUUGCAAGCCGGUUUUCAAUCCCCGACUGUCCAAGUGGUUGGGCACAAUUUCGUCCCCAUGUCCCAUCAAAAAUCCUUAUAUUGAUCCCUUCCAAAUGCUAUAUAGUUAUAAUGAUUUAGUGAUUUCUCCUAAUAAUUCCCUUCCCUUCCCUUUCCCUCCAGAAAGUAGAAAGGGUGUAAAAAGAGAGGCAAACCGCAAGGAAUACAACUAAGAAGAUUCCUGAUGAUCUAGAACUGCACAAUGGAAAGCACGACAGACCGCAUAUAGUGUAAAUAUGCAACGACAUCCCACAGCAGCAGCUCAAACAACUAGAGCAAUGCUAUCAAGGCAAUCUUUGAAGACAACACAAAUGGUGAAACCAGCUGGGAAGAACCCUGCUCUAAACAUAAUUACACCUGAUCAACCAGGCUGUGACUCAUACGUCAGGCUGCGAGCAGCCGCAUCCAACAGCCUGGUUGAUCAGUCCGGCAACCAGGAGGCCUGGUCGACGACCGGGCCGUGGGGACGCUAAGCCCCGGAAGCACCUCAAGGUAACACUGAGAAGAGCUCCAGAGUUGCACAAAAAUGGAGACCCUAUGCCAAAUGGAUCUAAAAUUUGUGGUCCAACAUGAUCUAUUACAGUAUGUACUUAUCAUUUUGACAAUGGCAUAUGAUAGAGCAAUCAUUGGCAAACAAUUCCAUUUAAAAAUCAUAAUUACAGUAUAUGACAAUUAUUGGUGGUCCCAACAUAACAUAAUGACCAGGAUUUACACAAACUCAACCAUUCUUGACAUAAAUCCCAGUAAAUUGAGGGUACCGGUAGUAUAGUCGAGUUCGUUCUUGACUCGCAAUCUAGAAUUCUGGGUUCAAAUCCCAGGCAAGAUAGAAAUGGCGGGUGUGUAUCCUAUCACCUAAUGUACCUGUUCACCUAGCACGAAAUAGGUACCCAAAAGUCAGUCAGCUUAUUGUGGGGUUGCAUACUGGGGAGGGUCAGUAAUUAGACCCUAGGGAUAGGGGGGAAAGGGGGGGGGGGAACCUGGAUACAAACCUAACAUGUACUGUAUGUAUAACCUGGCUGCCAGUCCUCCAACACAAUGAAUUAUUAUUAUUAAUAAAUUAUUCGCAAAAAAUUCUUUUAUGAUGCGUCUUGAUUAUGGCAUAUGAUACUGAUCACGGAUAAUUUGGUAUUAAAAUUAUAGAUGUACACACACACAACUUUAUUGAAACCAAACAUUCAAAAGGAGAGAACUUUUUCACCAAGCUUGAGAGAGGAAAUGAGGAAGGGAUAGUCUCACACCCUCCCUCCCUCUUCCCCCAUGCCCAGCAUUCAGCCAACUGCUGUUGCUUUGUCACACUUUUGGCUCACUUCACGCUCAUGCCAUAAAUUUUUCAGUAAAGUGAAAAUGUAUUUUGACUUAAUUACAAUCUUCGGCACAAUAAUUACCGAAUAAUGGACAUCCAUGUUAGUCACAAGGGUUGAGUUGACGGUUCUCCAACCUCCUAUCAAUUAAAAAACUAGAAAGAUCAGACCUAUGUGACAAGUAUUGAAGUAUUAUUAGUGUGACUCCAACUGUACACACAGAAGAUGAUGCAAGGCACCAACAUGGCACACGAGUCAGAAUCAGAUAUAACACACACUAAAAUACCCAGCAACAGGCCUGGCCACGUGGACCGAGGCCCAAGCAGUACUGAUGUAAUGGCAACUCAAAAGGAGAAGCCCUGACUAGGACAACACCCAGAAUCUUGAAAAAUAUUACUGGUGGGAAUGGGUAAUACAAACUAGCUACAAGGCAGAGAGUUGAGAAACUAAAUCAGAAUAAAUGAACAGCUAAGGGCACACAAGAUGGGUGCCUUAAACUGACAAGUGAAGCAUGAAUAUAAACAAUACAAAAAGCAUGGCUCCCACAGAAAAUGUUCCCAUGAAUGCCAACAUCACUUACAUACAAUAUACAGUAGUUCAUAAAAUAUGAGUUGAAAACAAAAAAAACUGAGCAAGCUAGUGCCAGGAUGAAUAGGGAUGAUAGUGGUAGACAAUAGGGAUGAUACCGUGGGCUUCAGAACAGACCCUAUAAUGCCAGAAACCCAAAACUUACUCUCAUCAUUAGACCACACAUGCUGAAGAUCAUGCCUAGUACAUUCAUGUAGUCAGUAGUUGGAUCUUCACCAGGGGCCCCUGGAGUCCCUUGUGCUGAUGGUUUGUACCUGUCAAUGGUCAAAUUACAUUAUAUUGCAGUUGGUAUGUAUAAAAAUGUAAUAUUAAUGUAUUAUUAUUAUUACUGUAUCAGUAAGGUGUUAUUGAUCAAAUAAGUAACAUUAAAGCAUGAGUGAGAAGGCAAAUAAAAUGAAUUCAAUAAA